Messenger RNA from Phacochoerus africanus (Common warthog), 7173 nucleotides. It is a transcript of the gene CAMSAP2, whose product is annotated as calmodulin regulated spectrin associated protein family member 2. Gene Ontology annotation, cellular component: microtubule minus-end. NCBI's taxonomy places the organism in Eukaryota, Metazoa, Chordata, Mammalia, Artiodactyla, Suidae. Gene Ontology annotation, biological process: cytoplasmic microtubule organization; negative regulation of microtubule depolymerization; neuron projection development. Gene Ontology annotation, molecular function: calmodulin binding; microtubule minus-end binding; spectrin binding. The record is from RefSeq and is a predicted model, not a curated record. Bases 144 to 4523 code for a protein of 1459 amino acids. The transcript is spliced from 18 exons.
CGCGGCGCCGCCACCUUCCGGGCCGAGCGGCCUGGAUCCGGACCCCGACCCCGCCCGCGGCCGGCCGCGCGCCCCUCCCCGGCCGCCACCCCGCGGCCGGCGCACCAUGUGAAGGGCGGGCCGGUGCCCCAAGCGCGUGGAAGAUGGGGGAUGCUGCAGACCCCAGGGACGCGAGGAGGACGUUCAUUGUUCCGGCCAUCAAGCCCUUCGACCACUAUGACUUCUCCAGGGCCAAAAUCGCCUGCAAUUUGGCCUGGCUGGUGGCCAAGGCCUUCGGGACAGAAAACGUGCCCGAGGACCUUGGAGAACCGUUUUACACUGACCAGUAUGACCAGGAGCACAUCAAGCCUCCCGUGGUUAACUUGCUCCUGUCAGCCGAGCUGUACUGCCGCGCCGGGAGUCUUAUUCUCAAGAGCGACGCGGCCAAGCCCCUCCUGGGCCACGACGCUGUGAUCCAGGCCUUGGCGCAGAAAGGCCUCUAUGUCACCGACCAGGAGAAGCUGGUGACGGAACGUGAUCUCCACAAGAAACCCAUCCAGAUGAGCGCUCACGUGGCCAUGAUGGACGCCCUCAUGAUGGCUUACGCCGUGGAGAUGGUCAGCGUGGAGAGAGUGAUCGCCUGUGCCCAGCAGUACUCAGCUUUCUUCCAAGCCACGGACCUGCCGUACGACAUUGAGGACGCCGUCAUGUACUGGAUCAAUAAGGUAAAUGAGCAUUUGAAAGACAUAAUGGAACAAGAACAGAAAUUGAAAGAACACCACACAGUGGAAGCUCCAGGAGGUCAAAAGUCUGCUUCCCAAUGGUUUUGGAAACUGGUCCCAGCCCGUUACAGGAAGGAGCAGGCGUUGCUUAAGCAACUGCCUUGCAUCCCGCUGGUGGAAAACUUGCUGAAGGACGGUGCGGACGGCUGCGCCUUAGCUGCUCUCAUUCACUUUUACUGUCCUGAUGCUGUCAGGUUAGAGGAUAUUUGCUUGAAAGAAACCAUGUCUUUGGCUGACAGCCUGUAUAACCUGCAGCUGAUUCAGGAGUUCUGCCGAGAGUACCUGAACCAGUGCUGCCACUUCACCCUGGAAGACAUGCUCUACGCCGCUUCCUCCAUCAAGAGUAACUACUUGGUGUUCAUGGCCGAGCUCUUCUGGUGGUUCGAAGUCGUGAAGCCCUCCUUCGUCCAGCCGCGCGUGCUUCGUCCACACGGAGCAGAACCUGUGGAUGGUUUGCCAUCGGCCCCCGUGGCAAGCACCUCCCUGGACAGCUCUGGCCUCGCACCCAGUGGGGGAGGAGCCGCGUUGACACACUGGCGCCAUCCUUUGUCCUCUAGACGCUCGCGUCCCCAAGCUCACCCUUCAGCCUCAGGAGGAAUCCGACGGUCGUCAUCCAUGUCUUACGUUGAUGGCUUCAUAGGGACAUGGCCCAAGGAGAAAAGAUCAUCAGUGCAUGGAGUUUCGUUUGAUAUUUCCUUUGAUAAGGAGAAUACCGUGCAGCGGUCCACCCCAAACCGAGGAAUCACGCGUUCUAUUAGUAACGAAGGACUUAGUCUGAACAACAACCGUGUAGCUAAGAAUGUGAGGAAAAACCUGUCCUUCAAGCCAGUAAAUGGGGAGGAGGAAGCGGGAAGCAUCGAGGAGGAGCUUCACCUGGGCUCCCACGGUGACCUGACGUCGUACGCGCCCCUGAACACAGACGAGCUCAACUCCAACGAGAGCGCCUGCUACCGGCUCCCAAACGGAGCCUUACAGAACCGGGUGAUCCUGGACGAGUUUGGCAACCAGGUUGGCCCCCCGAGCAUCGAGGAAGCCCUGCAGAUCAUCCACGACACCGAGAAGCCCGCCCGCUCCCCCCAGCCAGGCCAGCUCGCCAACGGCUUCUUCCUGCACAGCCAGGAGCUGAGCAUCCUGAACUCCAACCUCCUGCUCAGGACCAGCCCCGAAAACAUGACCGACACCAAGGGGGCCUUGAGCCCCGUCACCGACACCACGGAGGUGGACACCGGCAUCCACGUCCCCUCGGAGGACAUUGCCGAGACCAUGGACGAGGACUCGUCCCUGAGAGACUACACCGUGAGCCUGGACUCGGACGUGGACGACGGGUCCAAACUGCCCCCGGACCACGAGGCGCCGGCCGGCCAGCCCAGGGAGGCCCCGAGCCCCUGCCCCAGCCCCGCCAGCACCAGGUCCCAGCCAGGCAGCAGCGCGUCCUCCGGCUCUGGCGUGAAGAUGACCAGCUUCGCCGAGCAGAAGUUCCGGAAGCUGAACCACGCCGACGGGAGGAGCAGCGGCAGCAGCUCGCAGAAGACGACGCCCGAGGGCUCGGAGCUGAACAUCCCGCACGUGGUGGCCUGGGCCCAGGGCCCCGAGGAGCCGAGCCCGGCACCCACCCGGGACACCACGCAGCUGCUGGCCUCGGAGAUGGUGCACCUGCGCAUGAAGCUGGAGGAGAAGCGGCGCGCCAUCGAAGCCCAGAAGAAGAAGGUGGAGGCCGCCUUCACGCGGCAGCGGCAGAAGAUGGGGAGGACGGCCUUUCUCACGGUCGUGAAGAAGAAAGGGGACGGGGCCGCCCCGCUCCGGGAGGAGGCCGCCGGCGCGGAGGACGACAAGGUGUUCACGGACCGCGCCAAGGACAGGGAGCCGCCGCAGGCGAGCGGCCAGAGGAGCAAGUCCCUGGCGGACAUCAAGGAGGGCGUGGAGAGCCCCGCGGGCCGGUGGCUGCGGUCGCCAACCACGCCCGGGGACCCCGAGAGGCCGUGGGGCCUGGCCAGCCCGUCGGAGGAGCCGGCGGCCGAGGGGGAGCUGCUGGAGUACACCCGCUCCAUCGAGAAGCUGAACGCCUCCCUGCACUUCCUGCAGCAGGAGAUGCAGCGCCUGUCACUGCAGCAGGAGCUGCUCAUGCAGAUGCGGGAGCAGCAGGCCUGGGCCGCCUCCCCGAACAAGCAGCCCCGGGACUGCAGGCCUCCCCGGCAGCCAGCUGACGCCCCCCGGCCCACCCACCCGUCCCCCCAGCCCUCUGGCAGGAAGGGCACAUCUUUCUCUGUGAAAAAUCAGAGGACUCCCAGGCCCAAUGACUUAAAAAUCACGCCUUUGAACCGAACGCUGACGCCGCCCCGGUCGGUGGACAGCCUCCCUCGGCUCCGGAGGUUCUCGCCCAGCCAGGUCCCCAUCCAGACGAGGUCCUUCGUGUGUCUGGGUGACGCAGGCGAACCUCAGGCGCAGGAGGCCAGGCCCAGGGAGGAGGCGAAGGAGGAGGGGGUGCCCACGGGGGCUGAGGGGCAGUGGGGCCGUGACCCUGAAGGCAAGGACACCCCACCUCCGCCCCCCGCGCCUCUGGAGGGCCCUGCCCCGAGCGGGGAGCAGGUGGAUCAGCCCGCAGAGCCUCCUCCAAGACCUGUUCUCCCAUCUGCAGCUGCUGCUCCUAAAAGCGUGAACCUGAUUGAAGUUUCCCUCUCAGAUCUGAAACCCCCUGAAAAGGCUGAUGUAUCUGUUGAAAAGUAUGACGGAGAAAGUGAUAAAGAACAAUUUGAUGAUGACCAGAAAGUAUGCUGUGGAUUCUUUUUUAAGGAUGAUCAAAAAGCAGAAAAUGAUAUGGCAAUGAAGCGAGCAGCUUUGUUGGAGAAACGAUUAAGAAGAGAAAAGGAGACUCAGCUUCGGAAACAGCAGCUGGAGGCGGAGAUGGAGCAUAAGAAAGAGGAGACCAGGCGGAAAACCGAGGAAGAGCGUCAGAAGAAGGAGGAUGAGAGGGCGCGCAGGGAGUUCAUCAGGCAGGAGUACAUGAGGCGGAAGCAGCUGAAACUCAUGGAAGACAUGGACACGGUGCUCAGACCCCGUCCUCAGGCGGCAAAGCAGAAGAGGCAGCGCCCCAAGUCUGUCCACAGAGACCACAUCGAGUCCCCCAAGACCCCCAGCAAGGGUCCUCCAGUCUCUAGCCUUUCCCUGGCUUCGCUGAACACGGGCGAUAACGAGAGCGUGCAGUCCGGCAAGGGGACCCCGAGGUCAGAGUCUGUGGAAGGCUUCCUCUCUCCAAGCCGCUGUGGGAGCCGGAACGGAGAGAAGGACUGGGAGAACGCGUCGACCACCUCCUCGGUGGCUUCGGGCACAGAGUACACGGGACCAAAGCUCUACAAAGAACCCAGUGCGAAGUCCAAUAAGCACAUCAUUCAGAAUGCUUUAGCCCAUUGCUGUUUGGCUGGGAAAGUCAACGAAGGUCAGAAGAAGAAAAUACUGGAGGAAAUGGAGAAGUCAGAUGCCAACAACUUCCUGAUCUUGUUCCGGGACUCAGGCUGCCAGUUCAGGUCUUUGUAUACUUACUGCCCAGAAACUGAGGAAAUUAAUAAGCUGACUGGGAUAGGCCCCAAAUCCAUCACGAAAAAGAUGAUCGAGGGGCUUUACAAGUAUAAUUCUGACCGGAAACAGUUUAGCCACAUACCUGCUAAAACAUUAUCCGCCAGCGUCGAUGCCAUCACCAUCCACAGCCACCUGUGGCAGAGCAAGAGGCCCGUGACGCCCAAGAAACUGCUCCCCACCAAAGCCUAGGCGCCGCCGUGGGGAGGGACCUGCUUCAGAACACUCGCCGUGAAUUUGCACUUCAUCUUUCCUGCCUGUAGAAAACCUUUCUAGUUGCCAACAGACUUGUACCAUUGAAACUGGACCCCCGGCUCCGUUGUCAUGACAACUGGAAUGUGGCGUCCCUGUGGAGCGCGGUGGGCACCCCAGGAGGGGGCCGAGGGCCAGCAGGGAGGCAUGUCUGCCCGGCUCUGGACCCGCUGAUGCUCCGACUUCUCGUGGACACUACUUGGACUGAGGGUUGAAAUACGGCUACGAUGACGGAUGAUGUGUUUUUCUUGUUGCCUUUUGUUUGUUUGUUUGUUUGUUUUUAUUUUAACUUUUUAACAUACAUGCUUGUCUUCAGGUGGUUUACUUUGCUAUUUUUCUCCCCGGGGGCUUGUUCCAAGACACCUUUGUGUUUUUGUUUCCUGUGGUGAUCAUGAGAGUAGGAAGUGGGCCUCAGGCAGAGGCAGCUCCGUCUUCCUGACGAUGCUGAGAACACUAGUGUUUCGUUGUACAGGGACCCGUCAGGUUUUAAUGGUGUCAGAGCCUUUGCCGGAGUUCCUCUGCUAAGUAUUAACGACCGUGUAUUUAUUAUCCCCUCAAGUGUUAAGGUUCCUCUGUGGGUGAGAGGAGGCGUUGUGAAGAGCUGCUAUAGGUUUGCUUAUUAAACCAUACGAGCUGAACCAAGAAGACACUUCAAAGAGGGUGCUGAUCAAAUCAGUGCUGUUUUGACACCACUUCUGGCCAACUCAGAAUAAUUUAGAUUGUUCUCUUAACAAAAAAGGCUUUCUGUCUCUUUUGAAUAAUGUCACUUUAUAAGCUGGCAGAAGUGAAUGACACUUUUGAGAGGAGUCUUUGAAUCGGAAGAUCUCAGACUUCCUGCCACAAGUUCUCAAGAGGUCUUUACAUUAUAUUUAUAACGGAUAGCAAAAUUAUAUUUAGAAUUUUUAAACAUGUACAAAGGGCUACAUUUUAAUUUUAAAAUGGCUUCACAUUAUUUUACUUAAAUAUUGAGUUCCUCUUCUUUUUUCAUCCUUUUCAAGUGGGACCGCUUAGAUUAAGUACACACUUGAAAUCUUCUCUCCAGGAGUGAUCGGUGUUCCUUGAACGAUGUGUACCAGAGGGUUAGUUGGGGAAAAACUUCAUUCUCAGGAAAAGACUUGAAUGAUCAUGUGACCCUGUUAUGUUUCAGUGUUGUGACAACUGUGUAAACUUAGAGGGAAAGACAGUAUUAUGUCAUAUCGGAGAUGCGUCGUUUGUUUUCUUUCACGGGAAGUAGAGACUAAAAUAUAUACAUUUCUCUAACCGAGUUGUUUAGAGAAAGACCUAAUAUCUCAUAUGGUGUAUUUACUUAUUUUAAAAAAAAGUAGGAAUGAGAUGUCCCUCCGCUGUACUUUUCUGUCAUUAAAAGGCCUUUUAGGCAUCAGUGUGUCUGGGUUACCCACCUUCUCUAAAAUGCUGUCAAUAUUUUACUGUAAUUUAUGUUCUUAUAUUUAUGUAUAUUUGUUAAAACUGUAAAAAAAAAAUUUUUUUUUUUUUUACAGAUUUUUCUCCAAUACCUGUGCAAGAUCCAUGUGUAGCUCCAAAUGAUUUGUGAUCCUACUGUUUGCAUGUAAGAGACCAGGAUGUGUAACUCUCCUAUUUUAAGUGUAUCCACACUGUGUAUAGAAUCUAGAGACCCCACCUGGGCGGUGCGCGCGUGUCUCGCCUCGCCUUUCGGGCCACCGUCGCUGUCACGGUUGGAGGAAAUGGUGAUGGAACACAGGCUUCACUUGCCCGACGAAGAACCGUACGUGACUCUAAUCCAAACGUGGUAACUAACAAUCAGAAUUAACAAGCAGUGGACGUUACUCAGUUUGUUCUUUUCAACCCAUUAAGUCUCCCUCCCCAAAGCACUCUUCUUUGCGGUUUCCUGGCCAUUACUUUUUUUUUUUUUUUUAAUUGGAUGCAAGACAACAGAGGAACUGUGUAAAACCAGACAGGACCCCCCCCCCCCCCGUUCCUCAAGUCACGUGUGUCCAAAGGCGAAUGUCCUUAAAUGUCUAAAGGUGGACUGUGACUAUUGCCACAAUAGUUCAAGGCUGUCGGUAUAGUAUUUUGCUUUAUUCCUGCAGAAGGACUAGGGAUGUAUUUCUUGGAGUCUGCAGGUUUUUUUAAAAAAAAAUUAUGUUUGGGAAAUUAUGUAAAUGAAAAUUAUGCUCUUUCAUGAAGUCUGGAGCUUUUUUCAUCCACCUUCCUGAAACACACUGGUGCUUCUCAUCCCUGGAGGUCAGAGUAUUAGGGGUCAUUUUUUCCGUUUGUUUGCCAAAUAUCUGUCCUGGUCACCAGUGCGGCCCGUCAGAGUUUGCUGUCUGACGCGGCUUUGGAAAGCUUUUCCUUCCUCUCGGCUUUUCAGUUUUGUUCGAGAAUGACUGUUACAGUUUUUAUUUGGCUGUUUCAAGCCAGAUCCAGCUUUUUCAGUGUGGUUUCAUGGACACUCUGGGCGAUGUCCAGCGUAUGGUUUGCUUACCGGCCACUCCAGAGCAUUGCUUACCGGUUUUUUAAGAUGCUAUGCUGUAAAAUACCGUCAGAUUUGCUAUUUCCUGGUACCGUGUGGUGGUUCCCCUUUCAUGAAUAAAAGCAUGGCACCAAAUGA